AUGGGGGCCCCCUCGGGGGGCCCCUCAGGGGCCUCCUCGGGGGCCCCCUCGGGGGCCUUCUCGGGGGGCCCCUCGCGGAGCUUGCCGGGGGCCCCCUGGGGGCCCCCCGCGAGCGCCCUUUUGGGGGCCCCCCCGGGGGCCCCCGGGGGGGGCCGCCGGGGGGCCCCCGGGGGCCCCCAGAGGGCCUCUGGGGGCGGCUCCCAGGACGGGGGGGCCCCCAAGACCCCCGUGGUGGGCCCCUGCCAGGCAGGGUACUACUGCCCCGAAGGCAGCAGCAGCAAAGGAGACACUUCGUUGAGGGCCCCCCCCGGAAGCUUUGCCCCCGAAGGAAGUCCUUGGCCGCAGUUCUGCAGGCCUGGGACUUACACUUCAGCUGCUGCUGCUGCAGAGUGUCUCCUUUGUCCCGCGGGGUUCUACUGCGAUGAAGCCGGCAUGAGUCUGACGCCGGUGAGCGGGGCGGCCGCGCCGAAGGCCUGCCGCGUGGGCAUGUACUGCCCCGAGGGCUCUGUCUUCCACAAAAACUGUCCCCCGGGGACAAUAAAUGCGUUUCCAAACGGGGAGACACUUGGAGACUGUCUCCCCUGUCCCUCGGGUUUCUUUUGCCAGUACGAGGAGACCAACGGGCCCACGGGCCGGUGCAAGGCGGGCUACCACUGCGCCACGCGGAGCACCUCCAUGGCCCCCCAGGAGAUUGACUCCUUCGGCAACGGGCCCUGCCCCGCGGGCUCCUACUGCCCGGAGGGGACGGCGUCUCCUGUCGCUUGUCCCGCGGGGACCUUUCAACCAUCGCUGAGAGCAGCAGAAAAAGCGGAUUGUCUCCCUUGUCUUGCGGGCUGGUACUGCGAAUACGAGGGCCUAACAAAGCCAACCGCUGAGUGUUCUCCAGGUUACUACUGCGAAGAAGGUCAGCAGCAGCAGCAGCAGCAGCAGCAGCAGAAGCAACAACCACAGCAGCAGCAGCAGCAACAGCAGCAGCAGCAGCAACAGCAGCAGCGAGUGGAUUUCAUUGUUCUUAAAGUUUAUUUCUCGUGCAGACUGAAGAAUAUUAUGGUUUAG
Messenger RNA from Eimeria tenella, 1056 nucleotides. RefSeq names its product Cytadherence high molecular weight protein 2, related. The transcript is spliced from 4 exons. Lineage: Eukaryota; Apicomplexa; Conoidasida; Eucoccidiorida; Eimeriidae. The record is from RefSeq and is a predicted model, not a curated record. Bases 1 to 1056 code for a protein of 351 amino acids.